GAAGGAACAGAUGUGCCAAGGCCCUGGGCCUCUCCCUGUGGUGCAAGUUCCAGGGAGACGCGCCCCCAGGUCUGUGCGCCCCUCCCCACCCGACCGGAAUCCGCAACCCGUUCCGGCGCUGCCCGAGGAGGAAGCUGAGUCCGGGGUCCGGGGCGCCCCGCCCACGGUUCCCGACGGGAAGCAGCCCCGCCCCUCCCGCUGCCUGCGGAUAAAGGCGGCCCGCGGCGGCCGGGCUGAGCGUCCCUUGCUGGCCCCGCGCUCCCUUCCCAACAUGUCCAGCCACUGCGGGCUGUCUGCCUGGGUCCUCCUCGCCCUCCUCGGAGUGGCUCAGAGUGCUGGAGGCCAGAUCAGCUGCCACUCCGUCGUGCCUCGGAGCGAGUGGAAGGCCUUGGCUUCUGACUGCACCGCGAGCCUGACCCUGCCCGUGCGCUACGUGGUGAUUUCGCACACGGCGGGCAGCACCUGCGACUCCCCCGCCUCCUGCGAGGAGCAGGCUCGGAACGUGCAGCGCUUUCACGUGCGCCAGCAGGGCUGGUGCGACGUGGGCUACAACUUCCUGAUUGGAGAAGACGGACAUGUCUAUGAGGGCCGGGGCUGGAACACCAAGGGUGCCCACUCAGGUCCUGACUGGAACUCCAAAUCCAUUGGCAUCACCUUCAUGGGCGACUACAUGGAGCGGGUGCCCCCAAAACGGGCUCUCCGGGCAGCUCAGAAUCUGUUGGCCUGUGGUGUGGCUCAGGGAGCUCUGAAAUCCAACUACGAGCUCAAAGGACACCGGGAUGUGCAGCAGACGGAGUCUCCAGGCGACCAGCUCUAUGAAAUCAUCCAGAGUUGGUCACAUUACCAUCAGUGAUGCCCUGCUUGCUGCCCACCCCCCACCCCUCCCUCAGCCAGAAGCCCCGCUGCCACCUCCUUCCCACUUCCUCC
Molecule: messenger RNA, 927 nt
Organism: Fukomys damarensis (Damara mole-rat)
Lineage: Eukaryota; Metazoa; Chordata; Mammalia; Rodentia; Bathyergidae
Gene: Pglyrp1
Product: peptidoglycan recognition protein 1
Exons: 4
Coding region: 11-853 (280 amino acids)
Biological process (GO): peptidoglycan catabolic process; detection of bacterium; defense response to Gram-positive bacterium
Molecular function (GO): zinc ion binding; N-acetylmuramoyl-L-alanine amidase activity; peptidoglycan binding
Source: RefSeq, a predicted model, not a curated record